This is a messenger RNA of Adineta steineri, 855 nucleotides long. Lineage: Eukaryota; Metazoa; Rotifera; Eurotatoria; Adinetida; Adinetidae. The record is from the annotation of a GenBank genome assembly.
AUGAAAUAUCAACGAGUGUUGUAUACGAAUAAGUUUACUUCAGAAUUGAAGUCAAAACUACGAAUUGUAUGUUAUGACAAACGACGAUCGUUGAAAGGAAAUGUUUAUUAUGUCGGAUUUGCAACUGAUGCGGAUAUAGCACAUGCUGAGCAUGUCUCUAAACGGUUACGUAAUAUUACAUUAAAGCCAUUUCAAUCUCGUUCUGUUACUGAAGAUCAUUCAUCAACAUCACAUACGUCAUUUUUGUCGCCACUUACUACACUUAGUUUUCUUCCGGAUAAUCAAUCUUCAUUUAUUACAACUCGAUCAGAAUCAUUAAGACGAGUGAAUGAAACAUUAGAAGAACGUGCUAUGCGAAUACUGGGUCCUCGCAUACUAAAAGAUCAAAGUGUGACAAUAACACCUACUGUGAUCAAUUCAGAUUCUGAUAUAAGUGUCAUCAAGAGUCCUGCAACAUCAAAUAUAAAGAAUAAAGAACAACUUAUUAAUAAUAUUCACUCGUGCUUGCGAGCUAUGGAAACAGCACGAGGGGUGGCUGAUGAAGUUUGUCAACUUUAUAAGCGAGGUAGUGAUUGCCGUGUAGUAUUGAAGCAUUUUUUUCAAAUGCAUUCAACUGCUUUUUACUUGAAAGCGUCGACAUCUGCCCAAAUUAAAAUUGCUUUAUCAAAUGGACUACGAUUAACAUGGUCAGAUGUUGCCAAAAGUUUUGAUGCUUUCAGAGCUGAUGUUCAUCAUGAGCAAUUAAUCAUGACAGAAUUAACAUCAGCAAGACAUAUUUUGGCGAAAAUUGACUGUGCGACAUCGAUUGCCAUGUCAUCAAAAUUAGCAUAUCAACUUACAAAACUCGCCAAUUGA